This is a messenger RNA of Aphanomyces astaci, 1684 nucleotides long. RefSeq lists its product as hypothetical. Lineage: Eukaryota; Oomycota; Saprolegniomycetes; Saprolegniales; Verrucalvaceae. The transcript has 4 exons. Gene Ontology annotation, molecular function: protein binding. Bases 36 to 1538 code for a protein of 500 amino acids. The record is from RefSeq and is a predicted model, not a curated record.
GACGACCGUUACAGUUUCACCAUCGCCAAGCUGCAAUGGAUCGAUUAGACGCGCGGCGGGACCAAGUUUUGGCGGCGGUCGGUCGCGCGGUUCGAGUAGCUCAAGGCCAUUGGGUGUACCAAUGGAUGGCUCUGGUGUGGACAAUGUAUGGCCAGCCUUGGUGGACAUGGCUGUUUGCUACGAUCACAGGCACGGCGACCGAAGGAGGCACGGAGAGUGCUUGGGCCAAAGACAAACUGACCACGAACGAUGUGUAUCGGGACCGUCUGCUGGCCAAGGAGAUCGCCAUGUUCGUGGACCUAGGGGAUGCGUUGGGCAUGAGUGGAACCCAGCGGCAUGCGUUGUUUGUGAAGUUUCUGCAUCUGGACUGGAUGCGAAGAAGCGCCAUCUCAAUCCAAGACUUGUGUCUGUACUGCACAUUGCGGCGCAGUCGAUUUGCCGACUGCAUCCUGCCCGUUCCCAACGACGGAGGAGGGUUUCGGCAGUUCCGUCAUCGCUUUGAACUGGUGCAACUCACCACCGCGCUCUUCAACGUGUGCACCUUGCCUCCGUCCAAGUUGGUCGAAUGGACACUAGCUCAAGCCAAGACGGACCCGGUCGUGCAGGCGCUCGUGCCUGAUUGCGACAAGAGUCCAUCAUUGCGACUAGAAAUCGCCCAAGUCCUUUUGUUCGUGUACGGCACCCUCACACCCAAUGAAGCGCAUGUCAAGUCUGCGCUAGAAACGUUGUAUCUGUCCUUCAACGAUUCCGUCGCGGCCUCCCACGGCAUGAUGACCCUAGAAGCGAUUGUGGAGCGAUUUCCAGUGCUGAUAUUCCCCGUGUUUUGGCUUCAACGAACGCUGCGUCGACGAGUGCUGGGUACAAAGUUUUGGGCGGCACUGCAAGUCCGGCGAACCUCGUGGGGUAGUGGCCAGAUCUUCUACACGCCCCGGGAACUCAUGGACGAAGCGAAGGCGUACCGCACCGCCACCGACGAACGAGACUAUGUACAUGCUAAACACGACGACGACGACGAGACUCGCCACGUCAUGACGGUGCGGACCAAAGUACUCCCCGUAGACGACGACAGCGGUGUGAUGGACGAGGAGGACGCGACGGGACCGUUGGGAUUUGCCGCCACGAUUCAGCGGUAUUCGAACGAAGCGACCGCGUGGCAAGUCACGGCAGACAACCUCCUCGCUGCGAUUCAUAUCAAGCAAGUGCAGAUGGACGGAAACAUGGGCGCGGAGGCAGUGGGAGUGGAGUAUACCCGGAUCACCAAGGCCUUGAGGAAUGGCACGUUGACGCCAAAGGAAGCGGAAAGCAUUCGGAAAAGCAUCGUCAAGCAGUAUGGAUACAACUUUGCCAGCUUUAUCGUUGGACACAGCCAUCUACGGCACAACCAGCACGAUGCAGCAGCAGGACAAACCAAGCACAAAGUGAAGAAGCAGGCCGAUGCCCCCGAGAACUGGCAAAAGCUGUUUGAUCCGAGCACCAAGCGCGCCUUUUUCUACAACGCACUCACGGGGGAAUCGGACUGGCAGCUACCCCCGCAUUGAUGCAACCGGCAGACGACUUCGCACCGCCAACACCACUGUCGAGACUUUCCACGCGGCUUUGCAGCAACAUUAGCGGCACUUUCACGCGCAGGACCCGCAACUUGAGUCGAACCAGGUCCUCUGAUAGUGCAACUCCAUCAACCAGG